Camellia sinensis is the source of this 675-nucleotide messenger RNA. The record is from RefSeq and is a predicted model, not a curated record. Lineage: Eukaryota; Viridiplantae; Streptophyta; Magnoliopsida; Ericales; Theaceae.
AUGGGUCGUAAGAAGGCUAUAGCAGAUGACCUUCCAGCCGACAUCCCCACCACUAUUACGGCACAACCAUCACCAUUCCAAUCUCAGCCAAAGCCCAAAAGGCUGAAGAAAGCACAACCCAAGGAAAUGGCGAUCCAAUAUAGCCACUCCUUUGCAAUGCAAGCCUUUGCUAUCAAGAAGGAGUUGGCCAACAAGACUAGGGAGGCUGCUGGCUUGCAGAAGACCAUCAACAAGGCCGAGGCAAAGAUGAAAACCUUGACAGAUCAGGCCGAGGCAGCCAAGAAGGCUCAGGAUGAGGCCAAGGAAAAGGCUGAUACUGCAGAGGCCAUUGCUAAGGUCCUCGCGGCUGAAAAGAAAGAGGCCGAAGCAAAGAUGAUCGAGGCCCAAAAAAAGCUUCAAGAUGCCUUGGCCAUAAAAGAGGCCGAGAUCAAGGCGGCAGAUGAGAAGGCAUACACCGAGGGGGUGGCUGACGUCAAAGAAGACUACAAGAAGCAAGAUGAGGAAGAUAAAGUCUCAAAGGGUGCCUCAUCCCAUAAGACAACCUCUGAGGUGCCUAUCACCGAGAAGAGCAUCGAUCUGACUCUUCAAGAGAUCUACACUAAGCUCGAGGCUGAGAAGGCUGCCGAGAAGUCUUCCCAACUGUCUUCUGGAACCGAGACCCAGCCUACCGAGUAG